Messenger RNA from Megalops cyprinoides (Indo-Pacific tarpon), 2132 nucleotides. RefSeq names its product AT-rich interactive domain-containing protein 3B-like. Gene Ontology annotation, molecular function: DNA binding. Gene Ontology annotation, cellular component: nucleus. The record is from RefSeq and is a predicted model, not a curated record. Gene Ontology annotation, biological process: regulation of transcription by RNA polymerase II. The transcript is spliced from 9 exons. NCBI's taxonomy places the organism in Eukaryota, Metazoa, Chordata, Actinopteri, Elopiformes, Megalopidae. Bases 28 to 1866 code for a protein of 612 amino acids.
GAAGAGGGUAAACCCCAGGAAGGAGGGAUGGUGGACAAUUCCGGUAGCAGCAAGGCGCAAAUGCCCAGCUUGUCCCAGGAGGGUGGUCUGGGAGGCAUGUAUUCCCAGGGUGGCUCAGCGGGGGUGAAGCUGGAGGCGGUGAUGGAGCAGUUGCAGCGACAGCAGCAGGCCAGGCUGGAGAUGGAGCGCAAGGAGAGACAUAUGCGUGAGGCCCAUAUCAUGUACGCCCAGCAGGUGGCUGCCCAGCAGGCUAUUCUCGCAGCCAGCAGGGCCUCGGGGGCCCCACAGGGAGCUGGAAUCUUGGGCAAGGGCCUCGGACGGGGGGCCCAUGGAGCUGGCCUGCAGGCGAGGGUGUCCAAUCAGAGUAGUGUGGAAUCGGAGCACGAGGAUGAAGAAGACAGAGGGCGGGGCUCAGAAGAAGAAGAGGAGGAGGACGGCGAAGAUGAGAUGAUGGAGGAUGAAGAUGGAAGUGAAGAAGAUGAGCAGCGGGGUGGGGGGCUGGAGUACCUUCGCAAACAGACCCUCGCCCUUCAACAGGGUGUGUCCCGCCUCCCCUCUCACCCCUACCCUCCCUACUCCGCCUCUCCUUCAGCCCCUGGUGUCCAGCAGGCCCCCUCGUCACCUGUCAAGGUGAAAGAAGAGCCAGAGGAUGAGGGCCAGUCUCCUUCAGGGCCUCACCUGCACACAUCGCCCAACGGGCAAGUCGACUGGCCUUAUGACGAGCAGUUCAAACAGAAUGGCAGCGCAGCCUGGGCCGAUGAAGCUGAGUGUGGGAGAGGAAGAGGAGAGGCGUCCAGGGACUUCGCCAAGCUAUAUGAACUGGACAAUGACCCUAACCGGAAGGAGUUCCUGGAUGACCUGUUCAGCUACAUGCAGAAAAGAGGAACCCCGGUGAACAGGAUCCCCAUCAUGGCCAAGCAGGUGCUGGACCUGUACAUGCUCUACAAGCUGGUGACGGAGAAGGGGGGGCUGGUGGAGGUCAUCAACAAGAAGAUCUGGAGGGAGAUCACCAAGGGCCUCAACCUGCCCACCUCCAUCACCAGCGCUGCCUUCACGCUCCGCACCCAGUAUAUGAAGUACCUGUACCCAUAUGAGUGUGACAAGAAGGGGCUGAGCUCUCCCAGUGAGCUGCAGGCUGCUAUCGACAGCAACCGCCGCGAGGGCCGUCGCCCCAGCUACAGCACCAGCCUGUUCCGCUUCUCGCCCUCCCCGAGCACUGCACCCCACAUCCUCCCUCCUCCAAAGAUGCACCUGUCCUCACUGGGGGGCAGCGCCCCCAGUGGGCACAAUGGUUUGCAGGCCUCACCCAGCCCCUCCCUUAAGAAAGCUGCAGAAGAGGGUUCGCCUUCCCUGUUGCCCAGCAGGCUGCCCAUGGCCAUGGCACUGGGGCAGCAGCAGCUGGCGCGGGCGGCCACCCUGGAGCAGCUUCGGGAGAAGCUGGAGACGGGCGCGGCCGACGGGCCCGAAAGGAAGAUGGCGAGGCUGGCGGAGGAGCAGCAGCGCCUUAUGCAGCAGGCAUUCCAGCAGAACCUGCUGGCCAUGGCAACACAAGUCCCCGUGAACCUCCGCCUGAACAGCAACCGUGUUUCAGAAGACAAGCAGGACUUGGCACUGAGCAUCUCCUCUAACGGAGCCGCCAGCAUCAGUGUGUCUGUGGAGGUCAACGGCACUCUUUACUCAGGGAUGUUGUUUGCCCAGAAGUCUGCAUGGACUGGUGCUGCUGUUUCUGCUACAGUGCCCCCUGCUGGCCCAAGUGGAAUCCUCUCUUCUGCUCACAGCCCCAGCCUUUCCUCCUCAUCCUCCUCCUCUUCUUCCUCUUCCAAGGGACCCGGCUCUGCCGAGCCCUCUACCAGUGGCUCUCCCUAAUUGGAACCCCUUCGCCACCCACUCUUCAGAUUUCUAGACAGCGCCUAGGCCCAUCAGGGAUACAGGGAGUACAUUUAUUGAUUAGUGUCACAGGCGGAAAAACAAACUGUUGCACAACAAAUACCUCAUCACUCCUGUCAACCUUGGCUGUUCACAUGACUGCUUGCACAAUCACAUAUUCAAACACUUAUGUCCCUGUACAUAUCAUGUACUAAUGUUCAAAUUACCACACAUUUUCAGAUAUGUACGCACACACGCACACACAC